Xiphophorus maculatus (southern platyfish) is the source of this 3171-nucleotide messenger RNA. RefSeq names its product vasorin-like. The transcript is spliced from 3 exons. Gene Ontology annotation, molecular function: protein binding. NCBI's taxonomy places the organism in Eukaryota, Metazoa, Chordata, Actinopteri, Cyprinodontiformes, Poeciliidae. Gene Ontology annotation, cellular component: plasma membrane. The record is from RefSeq and is a predicted model, not a curated record. The coding region runs from base 360 to 1565 and encodes 401 amino acids.
AAGCGACGUAAAGGCUCUUUUAGAGGACAAACCUUAUCAGCGCUCCCUCCCAGACAAAUAAUCAGUCCCACUCAGAAAAGGACGCCGAGUUUCCACUUUCCGCCCGGAGGAGACACACCCACGGAGCGGCAGAGCGAGGAGUCGAUGGGAUGCGGAGGAGACGGACGGUGUGAUUGAACCCGCCGUCAUUACCGUUUCAGAGGCUGCGAGUUGAUGGAGACAGCAGCUGCUCCCCGGUGAUCCCAGUCGCCAUGCCAACUUUUACAACCCUCAAAGCAAACAGGAGUCCUCAGAGAAGCUGCUGAGUCUACCAGCAUAUCAGCCGCCAUCUUGGUCUGUGGGAGGACUGGGAGGCAGAGAUGGUUCUCCGCUGGACUCUCCUGAUGUUGGCCUUGCUGUUGAAGACCGGUCCGGUUCAUGGAUGCAAUUGUCCAGCAGCUACCGUCUUGUCCCAGUUUCCCUCUGAGGUUCCCGCUGAUGCCUGCUGCUUGAACUUCUCUGGCUCUGCCUUCAAUCACGUGCGCUGGUCUGUGUUUACCAACGGCACCAACGUACAAACUCUGGAUCUCUCCAACUGCAACAUCAGCCUUAUUAUUGUCAGCGGAAAGCAGGCCUCUUCACUGCAGAGAGUUUUCCUUGAUGGGAACAACCUGAGAGAGUUGCCAGAGUACUUCCUGGCGGACCAGCCCUGUCUGACUGAGCUGGACCUGAGUCAGAACCAACUCCAGGAGAUUCCCAAAGGCUUCCUUCAGGACUCUGAUCGCCUCCAGAGGCUGGACCUGCAGGGGAACCAGCUGCGCUCCCUCCCUGGUAAUUUAUUCCAGAUUCCCAGGCUUCAUGAACUGGGGCUGGAUGGGAACCGGUGGGAAUGCUCCUGUUUGUUCCUGGAAGGGUUGGAGGCCAGCAGGCAGGCCAACAGGACGGCCCGGUUGGAGGAUCUCGUGGGGAACCUGACGUGCUUCUUUCCUCGACACCUCGCCGGCAGAACGGUGUGGUCGCUACGCAUCAGCGACGUCUGUCGCCUGGUCGGUCUUACGGCGCUCUUCAUCGUCCUGCCUCUCCUCAUCCUUUCCGCCUUGCUGCUCUGCUGGUGCUGUGGGAGGAAGAAGAAGAAAAAGGAAACUCUCACUUUCAGCUCCUCCAAAAAGAGGGCCCCCAACUUUGGCUGCAGCAACCACAAGCACCACAACAAGCAGCAGGAUCCAGGAGCCGAGCCGAGCAGAGCUGCCGACUGCAGGACGGAGGGGAUCCUGAAGAACCAGCUGCUGCUCCGCCCGGCUUCGGGUCUCCUGGGCAGCACCAGGGACAUCUACGAGGAGGUGGAGAUCAAGCUGAGCUCAGCAGAGUCUCUUCCCGGCUCCUCGGAGGGGAGGCAGGGUCCGCAGGAGCCCGACAGGGCCAGCAAGAUGGAGCUGGACACGGUCAGCGUGACAGAAGUGAUGAAAGACUCGGCGGACAGAGAAAAGGUCUAUCUGACUCAGUCCACUGAGUACUACAGCCUGGUGCCGGGCAUCGAGCUGGAAGACUCGGACCACGGGGAAUAUGAGAACGUAAAUCUGUCAUGACACAGAGAUAUGGUGGAAGGUGACCUAUUAUGCUUCAAUGAACGGGUUAGGAUUGGACCAAACAAGUUCACUACAUUUUUUUUCAAAAUCAUUCUUAGAUAUUGAGAUUUUAGUCUAGUCAGGUCCGCCAACCCAACAUUUAUAAUCGCUUGUGAAGAUGGCUGCAAACAGAUGCACAAUUUUACAACCAUACAGCUUUGAAAAGCAUUAAGUGCAGCCUCCUGCUUUACCAACAAAGAGGCAACAAGUGGUUUCUGGAUAGUAAGUCGCCAACAAAACACUUGUUUUACCUCAGCAGCCAUUGUACAUACAGCCAUAAAACCAGCUAACCAAGACGUGCUGGACCUCCAUUUGGGUUGCUAGGUAACGACAUGGGCUUCACUGAGGUUGCUAGGUAACAGGCAGUGGCUUCUAAAUUGUGACUUUACAUUCGUUAGGUUUUUGAAACAUCUACUUUUCCCAACACCAAAAAAUAUAAACUUAUUGCCAUAAAACUGCUUUUUUUUUAAGCGCUUGAGCUGUUUUUAGAAACAGUGGAGACCCAAAUGAAGGAAUAAAAACGCAUUUCCAGCAGCCAUUGUACAGCACAUAUUGUGGUAAAGCCAGCUGACCAAACAUACUCGAGCUCAGCUUUGGGCCACUAGGUGACAAGCUGGGAUUCAUUGGGGUUGCUAAGUGACGGCGCAGUUCCCGUCGAUUGUGAUUCAACAUCCGGAAGGUUUUUGAAACGGCUCAUUUUUAACAUUAACUUAUAGCCAAAAACAUGUUUGUUUUUAGAAGCAGUAGAGACCAAAUGGAAAUAUAAAAACGUGCAAAAAGUUAAUUUUGCAUAGUAGAUCCCCUUUAAGUUUACAGAUGGCCUUUCAAUCAAUCAUGGGCAUUAAUGCCACAUUAACUUUGUACUUUUAACAGAUUGAAACACAGUAAUGCACCUCUCACUAAUAUUUGGAUACCUCAGUCUCAGUGUGUAUCUUUAUCACACACUUUUUAUGGAUUUCUAAUACACUGGUUAGUUUAAAUGUAUGAUAGCAAAUAUGUCAGAUUACAGUUUGAUUCUAAACACAGAUUUUUUCAUCACAAUGAUAUUAUCCAAUUGUGUUUUACUGUUAUUUUUUGUAAUUACCUGCCUUAGGACAAAAAAUGAAAUUUAGCUACUGUGCUAAUUUCUGCAUCUUUAAAUUGCUGUAAAUCAAGGCAAAGUUAAUUAAUGUGCCCUUUCCUAAUCAAAUGAAUACAGAAUUUAAAAAACAAAAUGAAUUAGAAAAAGUCCUAAGAGGUUUUUGAACAACACUAUGAAACAUCAGUCAUGGUGGUGGCAUCAUGCUUGAUUAGCUGGUAGCGGCGCUACAGCAUCGCAUAAAUAAAGAAGAAGCUAAACUACCUUGAACUUCUUUAACUUCAAAUCAACAGCUACAAGUUUUAUACAUGGAUAUAGUUGAAUGUAGCUACAGGAAAUUCAUAGUUUCAAGAAAAUACCAGCUAACAAAAAUGCUUUAGCAUUAGCACUAGCUUAAACAUAUAGCUAUUCCAACAGCAAAGAAGAUGUUGUUGUUCUAGUUGAAGCUAAUACCAAUGUUGUAAACUCUGUAAUAAAGAUGGAUAAAAA